AUGGGAGAGGGGCAAUACACAAGUUAUUUGCAAACCAUGCAAUCAAUGAGGCCUGUUAUUAUCCUCCUCUUAUACUUUAUCAGCAGACUAAGGGCUGCUUUGGGAACUGAGCAUGCAAAAAACAGAGACUUCCUUGAUUUUACCUUUGGAGCUCUUCCUCCGGUCGACAAAUAUUUCAUUUCAUCGGAUCCGUUUUCCACCUCUAAGACUCUUGCGCAAGAGCUUGCUGCAUCAACUUCAUUUGCUGAAGCUAGUUACCUCUACCCCUCAGCAACAGCAGCACUUGCGGCUGCAUUGACACAUGCAGGAGAGUUCCAAUCUUAUGCACAUAGCAGUUGGACUACUGAUACUAUGGGCUACAUAUCUUUGUCUAAUAACAUCCCUCCUACAAGUUCUCCACCUAAGGACAUUGGUGAGGUAGAAAAACUUGUAUCAGAAGGCAAAGUAGCGGCUGUCUUUGUCGAGCCCAUACAUGGCAAUGGAGGGAUAAAAAGCUUUACACCACAAUACCUGCAGUCUUUACGGACUGCUUGCGAUAAAUCUGGAGUAUUACUUGCAUUCGAUGAGGUUCAAUGUGGCAUAGGUCAAACGGGCCGGCUUUGGGCCCACCAAGCACUCGGUGUAGAGCCGGAUUUUAUGAUUGUGCGAUUCCGUGGUAUGGACAUCGGGGCUCUUGUGGUGAAUAAAAAAAUGAAUACCCAUAUACACAAAUAUGAAAACGAGCACAUGCACAUCCCUCGGGAAUGUGGUGAGGCUUUAAAUGUCUUCAGAAAAGUAGCUCAGCGCCGCUAUUUGGACCACAUAACAGAAAAAGGUCGAUACUUGGAAGAUAUUCUAAGUAAGCAACUAGGAAGAAACGCUCGUGUAAGAGGAAUACAAGCAUUCGGCCUUGUAGCUGCAGUGGAGCUAGAUGUUGAUGCGCAAUCGUUUGUCGAUGAAUGUAAGAAGCGUGGUCUUGGGAUAGAGGCUGUAGGGAAAGGAAACAUCAUCCGUAUCAUGCCUCCAUUUUUGGUUAGUACAUAUCAGCUGGAUGAUGCAGUUGGCAUCAUAGAUGAGUGUCUGGGCGUUCUUGGAGGCAAUGAUUGGGUCGGACCAUUGGCAUCAUAA
Molecule: messenger RNA, 1107 nt
Organism: Lactuca virosa
Lineage: Eukaryota; Viridiplantae; Streptophyta; Magnoliopsida; Asterales; Asteraceae
Source: the annotation of a GenBank genome assembly